AUGCACCUCCAAUCACGCCAUUUCCAUUCCCGCAUGAGCAAAGAUUCGUCCCCGUUGCCGCCCCCGCAUCUUCGCUCCGCCAUGCCCUGGAACGGAGGGCUGCCUCCCACCUUCGUCCCAGCACUAACACCGCCCGUCUACGUCCCUGUAACGCCUCCCAAGAUGGCACAAGGUGUUGUGAGAGAUGCAUGGCUCGAGAUGUGGAUGCAGAGGAACAGGGACGCGGACCAAAGCACUGCGAGUGGAGCCCAGCAGGCCUCUCCCCAAUUCUCAUGGCGCACUGCGGACGUGAAAGCGCGCCUGCGCGAGGUGGCAGUGCUGCUGGACACCAUCAAGCAUGCCACCGAGCCUCAAGACAUCAGCGCUAAGGAGGCCGCGCUAGCCCAGCUCAUGUCGGUGUUCGAGGACGAGGAGGCCUACACCCGCUUCAAGAACCGUACGCUCAAAACCCAGCGUAACAAGCGCUGGCAGAAACGCAAGAAGGAGAAGCGUCGGCAGGAGCAGGCGGCAGCGCCCUCCAAGGCGGAAAUCGAACGCACCGCCGAGGAGAUACGCGCCCGGCAGGAGGCCAUCCAUCUCGCCGAAGUCGCGGCCAGGAAGAAGCAGGUGGCCGACCGAAUCGAGGGUCGACAGAAGAGGAAGCGCGCCAGAGAGCUCGAUUACAAGGCCCAAAUCGCCGCACGUCUCGAGGUCCUGCUUCGAAUACGAAGGCUGAAGCAGGGGGUCACCGAGCCGAUUACAUACUUUGAAGAGGUCAAGCGCGCUCAGGACGAGAAGAAGGAGCGACGACAAGCCGACGCAGAGGAGCAAGGGAAGGGAGAAGGCGAAACCGUACGAGCUGACGCUCACGGCAAAAGCGUUGGAGAAGAAGCGCCGGUCGUGGCCAGCGUGGCUUCACCGAGCAGGAAACAAGAGGAAGAGUAUGACAUCGAAGUAGAGGGCGGAAGAGGAGUGAGGCCGGCCAAGGAGAAAGGCAAGGAGCUCGGCGACACGAACAGACGGAAGCGAAAGAAGCGAAAGACCGAGGUUGCCGCAGCUUCGCCGGCGCCAGCCAAGGCCAACUACGCCCCAACCUACAAACAGCAAGCAUCGCGAAGCCCAGAGGAGCUGGAAGCCAUCAGGCAAGGCUGGGACUCGUGUAUUGUGCCCGAGGGCACUCCCGGGGCCUCCGCCAUUCCGCCGGACCUGCUGCUCGCUGCUCGUCCCUCGUCCCUCGAGUGGGAGCGACUCCUCCGGCCGCCGCACCAUCGAAGGUAG
Messenger RNA from Acanthamoeba castellanii str. Neff, 1257 nucleotides. RefSeq lists its product as uncharacterized. Lineage: Eukaryota; Discosea; Longamoebia; Acanthamoebidae. The record is from RefSeq and is a predicted model, not a curated record. Bases 1 to 1257 code for a protein of 418 amino acids. The transcript is spliced from 7 exons.